Pocillopora meandrina is the source of this 2136-nucleotide messenger RNA. The record is from the annotation of a GenBank genome assembly. NCBI's taxonomy places the organism in Eukaryota, Metazoa, Cnidaria, Anthozoa, Scleractinia, Pocilloporidae.
GUAGAUUUUUGCAAGAAUUAUCGAACGGAAAACCAGGAGCUGUACAAGAAGGUGAUCAUGAAGAAAUAUUCGGCAAUUUUCCUUCUCGUAGCCUUAGUCUGCCUCGUAACUAACAUACCGGCAGCUCAGGGAUUUUCUUACAGCAGACAAGCGUGGAAAAGAGUCUUAGAGGUUUGAACGAACUCUUUCAGUAUCAUCUUUCAGCUGUGAAAAAAAAUAUUCUUGUAUAUGAAUCAGUGGUAUCGAGGUAACGAGAGAAGCGUCUUACUGAGGCUAUCUGGAAUCAAUAUUAAAUCAGAAAAAUCAUUGUUAUUCCAUGAAAAAGUACUCUACAAGUUACUGACUCGGGAAUGACAAUGAUUGAGAGAAUUUCAUGAGCUUUUUUUUCCACAUAAAAAUAUGCAGCAUGCAAAAAGAGGGGAAUUCGAAAUCGUGGAUAAAAACUCACCAACCAUGGUACAAACAAGUCACCUUAAGACAUACGUAAGCUUUUUUUCAUUGUUCGUCAUAAAAAAAACAGAAUGCGAAAAAAUUAUUCUUAAAAAGAAUAUGACAAUAGAGGCUAACUGUAUGAAACGACAUUGUUCACUGAGUAAAGCUUAGUAUCUAAGCACUGCAUGCAAUACAACGCAGAAGCGAUAGCCUGUCUUACAAACUUAGAAAAAACCUUGACAUUUCUGCUUUAAAUCUUUAGUGAGGAUUUGAAAUAAAUACACAAUAGCUAACAUGACCUGUUUAAAGUUUUUCAUGCUUAUAAAAUGCGAGGGAGAAAUCUUCAUUAGUCUGAAGUGUGUCAACUAACACUUUAUAACUGCCAUAUGUCUAAAGAAGUUAUCAUUUGGCAAAACUUUUUUCAUAUCAAAACAGAACUUUUAAACGGUAAAGUAAAUUUGAUAUAAAAAUGUUAGCUUUUUAUGGUACUUUUGUUCAAUGCGUGAAUGAUAUAUUCUCUUUCGACAAAAUAUCUAAUGUGGGUAUUGUAUAUUUAUUAUUGAAACUCCAUUACUAUCGAGCCACUGGAAAUAUGUAGAUGACCUAACAAUAUCCGAGGUCAUCCCAUCAGGCGGUACAUCGUCCCUUCAGAAAGAUCUUGACGCCAUUGCACAGUGGUCGUCGCGCAAUAAUAUGAACCUCAACCCAAAGAAGUGCAAGGAACUUGUGAUUUGUUCGCUUAGAACACGGCCAGAUCUUGGCCCUUUGUGCGUCAAUGGACGUCCCUUAGAACGGGUCUCCUCACACAAGGUCCUUGGAGUCACUAUCAGCGACACUCUUGGGUGGAAUGAGCACGUGCGUGAGAUUGUCUCCAAAGCCUCAAAACGUCUUUACAUCUUAAGAGUGCUCAAGCGGUCCGGAACUCCACCCGAAGACCUUAUUAACAUAUUUUAUGCCUUGGUACGAUCGGUCCUCGAAUACGCCUGCGUCACUUGGUCUACUAGCCUACCAAUUUACCUCAAGGACAUGAUCGAAAGAGUUCAGAAAAGAGCUCUGCGUAUAUUAUUUCCGGCGCUGAGCUACAAAGACGCCAUUGUGGCUGCAAACUCCACUCGCUUAAAUGUGAGAAGAGACGAACUCUGCAAGAAAGUUUGGGACGGUAUCUGUGUGCCUGGGUCACGGCUGUACCACCUUAUUCCACCAAAGCGCGCCGAUUGCCACGUUUAUGAGUUGCGCAACAAAAAACCAUGUAUCACUCUUUAAAUGCCGGACCGAAAGAUUUAAAAAAUCUUUCUUUCCAACAAUGGCGUCUAACGCCCAGUUCUUGUAGUCAAGCAAACCUAAGCGUUUUUCAUUGGUAUAUAACUACUGACUCUUGUAAUUCCCAGUCCCCUUAGACUUUUAAUUUUAAAGUCAAAUGUAAGAUUGUCGUAUUUUUUAAAUAUUUAAAGUAUACUUGUAAAUUCACAUGUAUUUCACCACUGGGGUGCUAUUUUUGAAUACUUUUAAUAAACCCUUCUAUAUAUGUAUCCUUGAAAAAGAAAUUCUUAAGAAAAGAACAGAAUGAAGCGCUUAUUACGUUAAGUGACACGUUUUCUAUUACAUUUUCAGGCGAUGCAUGACACUCGAAGUAUUUGUCAAGAAUUACAAAAGCGCUGUUAUUCUGAGACCAUAAGAGACCAAAGAAAUCAGGCGAACCCUUGA